Lineus longissimus is the source of this 3372-nucleotide messenger RNA. RefSeq names its product NEDD4-binding protein 2-like 1. Bases 378 to 1424 code for a protein of 348 amino acids. The record is from RefSeq and is a predicted model, not a curated record. Lineage: Eukaryota; Metazoa; Nemertea; Pilidiophora; Heteronemertea; Lineidae. The transcript has 4 exons.
UCAUUUGUGCAAUUUCAUUGAUAGGGCCAUUGAUCAGGAAUUUUUAAAAAAAUGACAUCGACAUAUAUUAUAGCACGACCUACAUACAAGUAGAUAGUAUAAACACUUCAUAGUCUGUCAUAUUCACUCGGCUGGUUCACAUGACAUGCAUGCAUAGAAAAUAUCCACAAAAUUGAUAUCAUUAUAAUGGUCAUGGUGCAGUGAUAUUAUCGGGAAAUAAUUCCAUAAAAAAGCAGUGCUAUCGAUCUGUUUGUAUAUGGUAUGCCUGUUUAAACACUGACCCUAGCAACAUGCAACUCUAAAAGCAAGGAGAGGACGCUAUGGAGUUGCUGCAGAUAGCAAAUACAAAGGACCAGAGGAUAACAAAUUAAUGCAGCAUGGAUAAAAGGCAAGAUAAAGUGGAAAUCAGGGAUAAGUAUGGAGCAGACAAAGCUGUGGAUGUUGUCAAAAGUAACAAAUCUGAGUUGUCAGUGGAUGCAGUAGAAUUUGUACCGGGAAAUUCGACUGGUAAGUCAGCACCUUUCCCAGGCUUCCAGCAGCCAUCUGUUCGGCCAAAACCAGCUUAUCAUAGAGGUGCAACUGCGCACGGGCACGAACAAGGACACAGAACAAACCAGCGUGGCAGAAAAUCACCAUCUUCCAGCUACAAUAAGCAGCCAAAAUCUACACAUAUGUCUGUCCCCCGUGGCUUCAAUUCUGAUGUAACCAGAAAGCCAACAACGCAAGCAGAUCGGCGUCGUCAUGAACCACACAGAUCGCAACGCUCGAGUGAAGAGAAUGAAGAUGUGCAGCUAAAUAGGCAAUUUCAGAAAACUAGCCUAGAAGAUCGCAGGGGUCCCCAAAGAAAACACACUGGCUGUGAACGAGCCCCAGGAGCAACUGGGGAAAUGCCAGCAGACGAGACACAAGUACAGACGGUGAGACAGCAUCUGGACAAAGGUGACAAGUUGCUGAUCAUGAUGCGGGGCUGCCCUGGCAGUGGGAAGACAACACUAGCAAGCCAGCUCAAGUUUAGUGGUGUGAUUCUCUCUACGGAUGAUUACUUCACCAAAAAUGGCCGUUACCUAUUCAGAAAAGAGAAGAUAGGAGAUGCACAUCAAUGGAAUCAAAAGCGUGCUCUAGAAAAAAUGAAGGGUGGUGUCAACCCCAUCAUCAUCGAUAAUACUAACACUCAAACCUGGGAAAUGAAGCCAUAUGUCAUACAAGGAAUUGAACAUGGUUACAAGGUAGAAAUCUUCGAACCGAACACCCCUUGGAAAUUUGAACUUGGUGAACUUGCACGGCGCAACAGUCAUGAUGUUCCAGAGGCGACCAUUAAAAGUAUGAUUGAGCGAUAUGAGCACAAAGUGACGGUGGACCAAAUUCGUCACUCACGUGGCAAGCCAAAAGCAAAAGCAGUUCGAGGGGCAUACGGUCGGUGUUGAGGAAAUUUUAUGGAGUAAAUUUUGUUAUCACAUGACACUGAAUAUAAACUGAAUUUUAGAACAAUGAAAUGAUUUGAACUGCGUUUGACAUUUAUACUGGGCUUCUGGCCAUAUUCUGAAGACGCAACUAUUUCCAUCUGCCUCGAAAAAGAUAAUAUGAAUCAUAAAAUUGACUUUCAUUUUGAUGAUUUUAUGUGCACAAUAUAGCUAUUUUGACUAUAGAAUAGUGUGAAGAAUUAUGUUCAAUUAUUGAAUUUCAUGUUACUUCAUUUUGCAAUUUCAUCUAUACUUUUAUAUGGUUUCGUCUUUAGUGACUUCAUUUUGUAAUUUCAUCUAUACUGUUAUUUAAUCAUGUCUUUUGUAGACAGCACGCAAUUCACAGGAGCGAAUUUGAUAUUAAAACAGCAGGAGUCUUUUAUGGUGCAAAUCUUUGACGAUUUGGAAGAUAUGUAUAUUGUUCAUUAUUCUAUAUUUCUAAACACAAUCAUUCUCCAAUUUUACUUGUACCUUCUGAUAUGACUUAACACAGCUUGGUCAGGAUUUACAUUUAAAGGAUAGCUCCUGGAAUAAAUCGUUGGCAGCCUUUUUGAACGAAACCAAUGGAAAUAUAUUAAAUGAGUAUUCCUCUUUACCACAAACCUUUUGAAAGUGGAAGAAAUAUAAUAGUUCAGGGAGAAAAAUUGAUAUUAAUAGUCCCUAUUUUACUGACAUGGACAGCGCCAUUUUGAGUCAAAUUUCCCUCGGUGAUGACGCGGUGUGUGCAAUGGCAGUGAUUGGCUGAAAUUCCGAAGCACCGAUCGUGCAUAUUGUGGGCUUGUCACCGCUUUUCGCGCGUGCGCAGUGUGUGAAUCCAUGUCAAUAUCCGUUUCUUCGCGAUCUCUCUCGCAUGUCUCAAGAUUUCACGCAAUUAAAUCAUUCUAAUUUCGUUUUAUUUGGACAUUCGCGUAAUAUAUGGAUUGCUUGAAUGCAAAAUGCCUCGGUGCAUAGUCCAGUUUGGCCAUCAACAUCGGGUCCAGCUGCAUCUUCAAUAGCUUGAGCCAUAGUGUCAUUGCCGUCAAUGACUCAAGCUCCCCCUCUUCAUAUUCCGGCUCAAACUGGUAGCCCUGUACACCAACAUUUCCCCCUACAUCCAAAUCUUCAUAACUCCCGCUGCUCAUCGAAGUGUCACUGCUGUCAACGUAGCUUUCAUCAUCUGAAGCCCCCUUGAUAACAAUACAAUAACACGAUCUCAAAAUAUCAAUCGGCUGACUGCUAUUGUGACAAUACUGACAAUGUGAAUUGCACACGUGACGUCACGAUUCUCCGGUUUUGGAGGAGAGAUCGCGAAAAAAGUGAGAAAAUGGCGCCCUCCAUGAACUCUGUGUUUAGUGGAUUUAAAACACCUUUAUUGGUACAAACGCAAAUUUUUGAGCGAUAUACAGUCCUAUAUUGGAAUAAUAAUGAUAUACGAAAUAUGCAGGUGCGUUAGUUUUCCCGAUUAUCGCUAUAGCGAUUUAUUCCAGGAGCUAUCCUUUAAACAAUGGUUUUAUGAUUAGUAUUAGACUGUGAACACACAUAUUUGGACUUCCAAUCUGUAUUUGUAAUUGUAACUGUCAAUGAAUUUGCUUUCAUGAAAGUUUAUUGAAUUAGAAGAAGUGAACAGAACCUACAGGACUCCAACUUAUUUCUACCACUAGUCCCUUUUCCCCCAUAACAUUAACGUCAAUUGUGGAAACUACAGAUGAACGCAACAUCAAUCGCACACACAUUUGUGACCCGUCACAGCAAAACCAGGCACAUGUCGCUCUGAGCUUGGCAGGUUGAGACGGACUGUUUAUUCAUUUCUCUAUUGUCUGCCUUUUGUGAAAUGAGCACAUCAAUAUCUUCCAUUAUCUCCUGGUGUUAUUUAGGCUCAUCUUCUGUGCGACAUGCGCCUGGUUUUGCUGUGACGGGUCACAUUUGUUAGGGA